This is a messenger RNA of Cokeromyces recurvatus, 596 nucleotides long. RefSeq lists its product as uncharacterized. Lineage: Eukaryota; Fungi; Mucoromycota; Mucoromycetes; Mucorales; Mucoraceae. The transcript is spliced from 2 exons. Bases 88 to 525 code for a protein of 145 amino acids. The record is from RefSeq and is a predicted model, not a curated record.
AAAAAAAAAAAAAAAAACGAACACACUUCGGUCCUUUUCUUUUCUUUUUCUUUUUCCUUUAUACAUAAAACUUGUACGUUAGCUAAUAUGAACCAUGAUGAAGAAUCUCCUUUAAUUCCAAGAAAUGACAAUCAGUCUAAUGGAUCUUGGAGACAAAAAUUUCAACGAAUUACACACAAACAUCGUUUUCGUAUUAUUAUUAGUUGGCUCAUUAUACUUUCUAUAACUGCUGUCUUGACUCUAUCUUUACAUUUUACUCUUAAAGAUAAAGAAAUGCCCCAUGUAUCAGAUAAUAAUGAAAAUUUGAAUGAAAUGUGUGUAUCCGAUCGUAGUUGGUUUGUUGCCUUAAUGCUUUCUAUCUUCUUUGGGCCUCUAGGCAUUGAUCGUUUCUAUCUUGGUUAUAUUUUCCUUGGUAUCAUUAAACUUUUAACUGCUGGUCUUGGCGGUGUUUGGUGGACUGUCGAUGUCAUUUUAAUUGCUUUAAAUGUUUUAAAUGAUCAUCCUCAUGGCUGUCAUCUUCGAUAAUAAUCAUAAUAAUAAUCAUAAUCAUAAUAAUAAAUUACAGUGUAUUACACAUAUUUUACUUUAUUAUUUAA